AGUGGAUGAGGUAAAACUCGGCGGACCAGUUCAUUAUAGAUGGAUGUAUCCCAUUGAAAGGUAUUUAGCCUUUUUGAAAUCUCAUGUAAGCAAUAAAGCACAACCUGAAGGAUCUAUAGCAGAAGGGUACCUUUUAUGGGAGAAAAUUACAUUUUGCUCAAGAUAUUUAGAAAGUGUUGAGAUGAUAUUUAGCAAACCGAAAAGGAAUGAGGAUGGUGUUCCAAACAUUUAUACUUAUUUAUACAAUUCUGGCGGUCGUGUACUUGGAAAGAAAGAUAAUGUUCGUCUUGAUGACAAAAGUUUAAUGCAAGCGCAUCGCUAUGUUUCGCUUCAUUCAGAUGAGAUGAAACUAGUGCUUGAGUAAGUAGUACUAUAAGCAAUU
Messenger RNA from Chenopodium quinoa (quinoa), 382 nucleotides. RefSeq lists its product as uncharacterized. The record is from RefSeq and is a predicted model, not a curated record. Lineage: Eukaryota; Viridiplantae; Streptophyta; Magnoliopsida; Caryophyllales; Amaranthaceae. Bases 44 to 364 code for a protein of 106 amino acids. The transcript has 2 exons.